GGCAUCGUAUCGUUGUGUCCGCAGUCUGCACGCAUGUGUUUUGCACCGUGGUUGUUUUUGCUUGACUGCGGUUUGUUUGUGACGACUGCACAACAUGGCAAGCCCAAAAAUACACGCGUACAUCGAGUUGCCAGUUGAUCACACGCUUUUCGAUGUCAAAUGGAUUCCGCACAGCGCCAAAUGCCUCGCGCUCGGGCGCCAGCCGAACGGCCGUGGACUUCUCCGCGUGUACGAGAUGAGCGGACAACGUUUGCAGCAGGUUCAGGAGGUCGAGCAGCCCCAAGGUAUCAAAUGCGGAACGUUCCGAGCAUCCAGCUGGGAGGAGCGCAACAUUGCCACGGCCGACUUCAAAGGACAGCUGUGCAUCUGGGACCUUGAGGAUCCAGCAGAGCCCGUGACGAACGUUAAGGCACACAGGCAGAUCAUCAACAGCAUCGACGGCAUCGGGGGCUCAAACGAUUCCCCGGUCGCACCAUCACUGGUCACAGGAAGCAAAGAUGGGUCCGUCAAGGUCUGGGACCCCAGGCAGACGCAGCCAGCGGUCGUCAUGGAACCACUUCCCGAGGAACGUCGCCAGGAUUGCUGGGCAGUGACCUUUGGAAAUGCGUACAGCACGGCAGGUCAGUGCGUCUGUGCAGGCUACGAGAAUGGAGACGUGAAGCUCUUUGACAUCAGGAACUUCAAGGUUUCGUGGGAAACGUGCAUUAAGUCGGGGGUGUGCAGCAUAGAAUUCGACCAGAGGUACAUCUACAUGAAUAAGCUGGUGGUGACCAGCACCGCAUCGCAGAUCGACGUCUUUGACAUGAGGACGCGGCAUCCCACGAAGGGCUUUGCUCGGCUCACUACGACGAAUCCUCAUGGUACUACGGUCUGGACGGUGCGUCAUCUACCGCAGGACAAGGACACCUUUGCAACCACGAAUGGAGACGGGUCCCUCAGCAUAUGGAAAUACUGCUACCCCGAAAAGCGAGCGUCCGAGGGCACAGACGGGUCGGUCCAGGGAGUUAUGGGGAGCCUGUCCCUGCUGUGCGACACCAAGUUGUCUAGUCAACCCAUCACCGGCUUCGACUGGAAUCCCCACAUGCCCGGGCUUUUUGCCCUGUGCGCCCUCGACCAGACGCUGCGCAUAGGCUUUGUCGCUGGCCUCGACUCCUGACUGGGCCCGUGACUUUUCUUUGUGGCGGUCUCCAUGUACAUAGUGCACAAUAAACCCUCUAUUUUGAACCAA
Molecule: messenger RNA, 1228 nt
Organism: Ixodes scapularis (black-legged tick)
Lineage: Eukaryota; Metazoa; Arthropoda; Arachnida; Ixodida; Ixodidae
Gene: Wdr92
Product: dynein axonemal assembly factor 10
Exons: 8
Coding region: 95-1156 (353 amino acids)
Molecular function (GO): ubiquitin binding
Source: RefSeq, a predicted model, not a curated record